Octopus sinensis (East Asian common octopus) is the source of this 985-nucleotide messenger RNA. RefSeq names its product whirlin-like. The transcript is spliced from 4 exons. Gene Ontology annotation, molecular function: protein binding. The coding region runs from base 497 to 904 and encodes 135 amino acids. The record is from RefSeq and is a predicted model, not a curated record. NCBI's taxonomy places the organism in Eukaryota, Metazoa, Mollusca, Cephalopoda, Octopoda, Octopodidae. Gene Ontology annotation, cellular component: plasma membrane; stereocilium tip; cilium.
AUUUGGACAGAUUAAGGAAAUCCACCAUGAAUUAAAUACAGUGUUUAGUUAUAUUUAAGAAGUCACACAUGUCCAGUAGAUACGUAGAUAACUGUGCUAAAUUAUAUACAAAGAAAAACCUGUUGUUUUAGGGGCCACUGGAGUUGGAUUUCUGAAUGUCCUAGUCUAAUUUUCUUUAUGACCUUAACACAUCGGUCCUGAAUAUAAAAUUAUUCAGAUGACAAACUGAGAAAGAAAUAGAUGAAGAUGUGAUGUCUGCCGUUCACUCAAGCAGUUGCUACAUGUUUCUGGACUCUCGUAUUUUAAAUAUUGUUUUCUGUUCUCUUGUUUCGUUGAUGACACUUUAUAAAAUAUCCAUGCAACAACCCACCAAAGGAUUUUGGAAAUCUAUAAAGGACUAAGACAUUGUUGUUGAGGAUUUUAUCAAAGAUCAACAGAAACAAUCUGCAGUAGAAGAAAGGGUCAAAGGACAGUGCUGACCUUUGACCCUGGGUCAAUGGGAAAUAACAUCUGUUCCUGUACGACUAAAUUCCUUGAUAAACGUCCAGAAACUAAGGAACAGAAAGAGAAAAGAUUAAAGAAGACCUAUGGCAAUAUCCCACUGCAAGAAGUUGUCAUUUAUAAAGUGAUGCCAACUUUAGGUUUGGCCAUUGAGGGAGGCAUCAAUUCCAGUCAGAUGUUUCCUCGGGUCUUUGCAAUCCAGCCAAAUGGUUCCACAUUUUACUCAAAGACUGACCUGAAGGUGGGCAACAUACUGUUGGAAGUGAAUGGCACCUGCCUGGUGGGACUUCAGCACAGUGAGGUGGCAGCAAACAUUGCCAACGCCUUUUUGGAUGAAACUCAAGAUUACCUGACAUUCUUGGUUACUGAGGAUGGAUGGCAGCCGAAGACUAGCAGCCUUUGAAUGGGUACAAAAAGGGUAUGAAUGAGGGAGAGAGAGGGGGAGGAUGAGAGAGAGGGGAGGAUGAGAGCUGAGGAUGAUUUU